Hydatigera taeniaeformis is the source of this 948-nucleotide messenger RNA. The record is from the annotation of a GenBank genome assembly. Lineage: Eukaryota; Metazoa; Platyhelminthes; Cestoda; Cyclophyllidea; Taeniidae.
AUGUCAUUUUCCAGUGAUUACUCCCUCAAGUCCGCACAAGGUGUCUCGCGCAGAAGUGCGUGUUCUGCAGGUGCCCGUUUCGUGGAAUUCAUUCGCUCACUCUUCCAAAAUAGCUCAGAAAAGUAUGCAAUAGCCCACAAGUAUUCUGCGUCCACCACAGCAGCAUCAUGUGUCUCAAAUUCCUUAAUGUCUGAACAUCGUCGACUUGUUUCUCCCGUUCGCUCCUCCUCUCAAUAUGAGUAUCUCUCGGAUGGAGGAAAAAAUUCAUCCGAGAUUUGCAAAAUAAUGGCUCUAAGCCGUACCCAGUUUGUUCUGCCCGGGUCUCCAUCCUCCGCACCACCACCACAUCCAUGCAAUUACACUAUUGAACAGUUCUACACUCCGCAACUCAAGCGAUCUAGUGCAAAACCGAUUAACAAUGAGGCUGCAGGACUGCAAGGCAUUCGGAUCGUUAAUUUGAAUGAGAGGUUGAUGCGUGCGCAUUCUCAUUACAGACCGGAGGAGAUAUAUGUGAUAAGGGCUGAGCCUAGACCUAUAUACUCGGAGAGUGUGGAGGUUGAUGUGUGUAGCGCGACUCCCGAACAACUACUAUCAUUACCCACAAGGUUUGACAAACGGAUAGUUUCAGUGGCAAAUAUCGCUGUGGAUGGUAUGCAUGCAGAUGCCGUAGAUAUCCGUCCGCAGAUCUCAAAUAUCACAGAGAAGAAAAUUUUGUUAAAGCGCCAAAAUUAUGAUAAGAGGGGACAGCAGGUCCAAGUAACGGAGGAAGACGAAUUAAAUCGACAGAUGAAAAUAAAGGAAAAGAUCGUAGCGGAGUGGGAGCACAGAUGGCACCUUGAUGAGCAAAGACUGGAGAGCAGUUUCUCCUCGCUUGCAACGAGGGAGGAACCGAUGAUAGUAAGUUGUUUGGCCGUGUCAUUUUGUUGCACCAACUCCUUUACCAUUUAG